Messenger RNA from Oryza brachyantha (malo sina), 1877 nucleotides. Its product is annotated as probable NADH kinase. The transcript is spliced from 5 exons. Gene Ontology annotation, biological process: NAD+ metabolic process; NADP+ biosynthetic process. Lineage: Eukaryota; Viridiplantae; Streptophyta; Magnoliopsida; Poales; Poaceae. The record is from RefSeq and is a predicted model, not a curated record. Bases 126 to 1097 code for a protein of 323 amino acids. Gene Ontology annotation, molecular function: NAD+ kinase activity.
AAACAAGCCGCCCAACCCGGCGGCAACUGGGGGCGCCACCGCGACGAACAGCUGGCCGCUGCUACAAGAAGCCAGGCAUCGAGAGGCACCUCCACCGCCGCCUACGCCUCCUCUUCCCGGCUCCAAUGGCGCUCCGCCGCGUGCUCCUCUUCCUCAAGCCCUUCGACGUCUACCCUCCCCGCCCGCUUGCCGCCACCUCCGCGACGCCGCCGCCGCCGCCACCGCGUGUCUCCAAUCCCAAGGUAUUAAGUUAUCUGGAUGAUAGGUGCAGAGUUCACAAGGAAACAAUCAAUCUCUGUGAAAGUGUACUACGGCGCAAAUCCAUUGAAUGCAUUUCAGUACAGCGAAAUGAUUUUUCUAAUCCAAUACAUGAUGUGGAUCUUGUGAUUUCUGUUGGUGGCGAUGGCACUCUUCUACGGGCUAGCCAUUUUUUGAAUAGCUCAAUCCCUGUUUUAGGUGUUAAUUCAGAUCCUACUUGUCCUGAUGAGGUUGAUGAGUUAACUGAUGAAUUUGAUGCAAGGAGAAGCACAGGACAUCUUUGUGCAGCUACUGCUGCAAACUUCGAGCAGAUACUUGAUGCAACCAUUGAUGGUACUAGGCAACCUUCAGAGUUGUCAAGGAUCUCAGUGAAGCUAAAUGGACUUGAGCUACCAACUUAUGCUCUGAAUGAUAUAUUGGUGUCACACCCCUGUCCAGCAAGUGUAUCACGAUUCUCAUUUAGGAAGAGAAGCAGCACUGGACAGACCUCGCAUUUAAUUAACUGUAGGUCAAGUGGUCUCAGGGUCGCAACAUCUACUGGAUCUACUGCUGCUAUGCUAUCAGCGGGAGGAUUCGUGAUGCCAAUUUCAAGCCAUGAGCUUCAGUUCAUGAUAAGGGAGCCCAUUUCUCCAAGGGAUGCUGACAAACCACUGCUGCAUGGGUUAGUUAAGCAAGGCCAACACAUACUUGUUGUUUGGUACAAUGAGGACGGUGCCGUGUAUUUUGAUGGUUCACAUGUAAUGCACUCAAUUCAGCAUGGAGAUAUACUGGAGAUCUCCACUGAUGCUCCAAUCUUAAGAGUUAUUUUGCCAGAAAUUCUGUUAAAGCAGGGAUAUUAGUAAAGAAAUACAUUAUCAUCAUCAUGGUGCUUGUUAAUCUGGUAUGAGGUUCCACACUUUGAGGCUUGCUGAGUCCUUGAGUACUUUAUCAGAUAUAGAUGCAUAUCUAUGUAAUGCCAUAGCUAACCUGUACUAUCAAAUAAAAUAGUGGAUGUUGAUUUUAGUUUACCCUUUUGGAAACAAGAACACAAGCAAAGUCAGAUUUCAGAGGCCAUAGGUAUCACCAGCCAUAUGUCAAAUUCACCACCCCAAAGAUUGAUCUCAUCUGCUCUGAAGCAGAGGGUUCGUGCCCACUUUGAUAGGAUUGGACACUAAUCUGUUGCAAGGUAUCUACACUGCACUUGUAGCACAGAAACCUUGGCGGUUCUUGAAUGUACAGAGCUUAUGAAACACAUCUGACAUUUAACUCACUGAAGGUCUCAGGUUACCAUCAAUAUCUGAAGACGAUGACUCUGGUGUUGCUGGAUGAUGCUUGUGCUGUCAUGCUUUGGCUACUUGCGUUUUGCCAAAAGUUUCUGCGUAGACCAAUUGAGCUCUAGCUGUUUGCAGCAAGGCUGAGGUCCGACAAAAAUGGUUGCAGUGGUGUAUUUCCCUCUAGCAAGCUCACUACUUUGGACUUCCUGGGUCUCAGUGUUGGUGCUGCAUUAGUGCUAAGGACGGCUACAUUCGGCAAUGUACCAUGAAUUUCCAUCUUUCCUGUGAAAUUUUAUAGUCAAGAAUGCGGUCCACAGGGUAUCUUCUUUGGAGUUGUUCAGCCUUCCUGUGAAUUUCCAUCAUUUU